Molecule: messenger RNA, 5045 nt
Organism: Chinchilla lanigera (long-tailed chinchilla)
Lineage: Eukaryota; Metazoa; Chordata; Mammalia; Rodentia; Chinchillidae
Gene: Abcg1
Product: ATP-binding cassette, sub-family G (WHITE), member 1
Exons: 15
Coding region: 65-2101 (678 amino acids)
Biological process (GO): transmembrane transport; cholesterol homeostasis
Cellular component (GO): plasma membrane
Molecular function (GO): ABC-type sterol transporter activity; ATP binding; ATP hydrolysis activity
Source: RefSeq, a predicted model, not a curated record
CAGGAGCGAGCGCGCGCAGCCUCGGCCCCGCAUCCUUGUCCCGCGCGUCCCGCCGCGCCGUGGCAUGGCCUGUCUGAUGGCCGCCUUCUCGGUCGGCACCGCCAUGAAUGCCAGCAGUUACUCGGCCGCGAUGACAGAGCCCAAGUCCGUGUGCGUCUCGGUCGACGAGGUCGUCUCCAGCGGCGUGGAUGACGCAGAGACAGACCUGCUCAACGGGCAUCUGAAGAAAGUGGACAACAAUCUUACCGAGGCCCAGCGCUUUUCCUCCUUGCCCCGGAGGGCAGCCGUGAACAUCGAGUUCAAGGACCUUUCCUACUCUGUUCCAGAAGGACCCUGGUGGAGGAAGAAAGGAUACAAGACCCUCCUGAAAGGGAUCUCGGGGAAGUUCAGCAGUGGGGAGCUGGUGGCCAUCAUGGGCCCCUCGGGGGCCGGGAAGUCCACACUCAUGAACAUCCUGGCCGGAUACAGGGAGAGCGGCAUGAAAGGUUCCGUCCUCAUCAACGGGCUGCCCCGGGACCUGCGCUGCUUCCGGAAGGUGUCCUGCUACAUCAUGCAGGACGACAUGCUGCUGCCGCACCUCACCGUGCAGGAGGCCAUGAUGGUGUCUGCGCACCUGAAGCUGCAGGAGAAGGAUGAGGGCAGAAAGGAGAUGGUAAAGGAGAUCCUGACGGCACUGGGCCUGCUGUCCUGCGCCCACACGCGGACCGGGAGCCUGUCCGGCGGCCAGCGGAAGCGCCUGGCUAUCGCACUGGAGCUGGUCAACAACCCCCCGGUCAUGUUCUUCGACGAACCCACCAGCGGCCUGGACAGCGCGUCCUGCUUCCAAGUGGUGUCACUGAUGAAAGGGCUGGCGCAGGGCGGCCGCUCCAUCGUCUGCACCAUCCACCAGCCCAGCGCCAAGCUCUUCGAGCUCUUUGACCAGCUGUACGUGCUGAGUCAAGGGCAGUGCGUGUACCGGGGGAAGGUCUCCAACCUCGUGCCCUACCUGCGGGACUUGGGCCUGAACUGCCCCACCUACCACAACCCCGCGGACUUCGUCAUGGAGGUGGCAUCCGGCGAGUACGGCGACCAGAACGGCCGCCUGGUGCGAGCCGUGCGGGAGGGCAUGUGCGACGCGGACUACAAGAGAGACCUUGCGGGCGAGGCCGAGGUGAACCCCUUCCUUUGGCACCGGCCCUCUGAAGAGGUAAAGCAGCCAAAACCAUUAAAGGGGUUCAGAAAGGACUCGGCCUCCAUGGAAGGCUGCCACAGCUUCUCUGCCAGCUGCCUCACGCAGUUCUGCAUCCUCUUCAAGAGGACCUUCCUGAGCAUCAUGCGGGACUCGGUCCUCACGCACCUGCGCAUCACCUCGCACAUCGGCAUCGGCCUCCUCAUCGGCCUGCUCUACCUGGGCAUCGGCAACGAGGCCAAGAAGGUCCUGAGCAACUCCGGCUUCCUGUUCUUCUCCAUGCUGUUCCUGAUGUUCGCCGCCCUCAUGCCCACCGUGCUGACCUUUCCCCUGGAGAUGGGCGUCUUCCUGCGAGAGCACCUGAACUACUGGUACAGCCUGAAGGCCUACUACCUGGCCAAGACCAUGGCCGACGUCCCCUUCCAGAUCCUGUUCCCCGUGGCCUACUGCAGCAUCGUGUACUGGAUGACGUCCCAGCCGUCCGACGCCGUGCGCUUCGUGCUCUUCGCGGCGCUGGGCACCCUGACCUCGCUUGUGGCGCAGUCGCUGGGCCUGCUGAUCGGCGCCGCCUCCACAUCCCUGCAGGUGGCGACAUUCGUGGGUCCCGUGACAGCCAUCCCGGUCCUCCUGUUCUCCGGGUUCUUCGUCAGCUUCGACACCAUCCCCACGUACCUGCAGUGGAUGUCCUACAUCUCCUAUGUCAGGUAUGGCUUCGAGGGUGUCAUCCUAUCCAUCUAUGGCUUGGACCGAGAAGACCUGCACUGUGACAUUGAUGAGACGUGCCACUUUCAGAAGUCAGAGGCCAUCCUGCGGGAGCUGGACGUGGAGAACGCCAAGCUCUACCUGGACUUUAUCGUGCUGGGGAUUUUCUUCAUUUCCCUGCGCCUCAUUGCCUAUUUUGUCCUGAGGUACAAAAUCCGGGCAGAGAGGUAAAACGGCCGUGCCGGGAAGGAGGAACAUUAUAUGUGGCGGCCGAGGGCCCCACCAAGUGGCGGCUGCGCGCCUGUGUCUGGUGACACGGGGACUCCCCUGACCCCACCGUGGGAGCCUCGCCGGUCAGUGUGGUCCUGUGUUCAGCUUCUCCACCCGCCUGGGCUGGAUGUUCUCUCACUACCUUUUCUAGCUUUAACUAGGACGAUGUAGAAAGGUCUGUUUUGUUUUUACAUGCAGAAUUUAAAACACCACAAAUGGGGGCAGCGUUUAAAACUGCGACACAGCUGGUGACAAGAGGCUUCCUUGGUAAAUUCUGUCCUACUGCGGAGGUGACAGGAGUCCUGGACAGGGAACCAGGACUCCUUCUCUGUGGGUCAUGUGAAGAGUCCGUCCCGCGGGGGAGCAGACAGCCUGAGUGAGGAAUGGCCCGUUUUAUGGCUUCCUUCUCCUGGUUUUCUUUCUAAAGUUUGUCUCUUUUCUGACUAAGUCACUUUCAGAACCAAAAGUCGGUAAAGGUCACUCAUUUUAAGAAAGCGUACCUUUCUUGUGGAGGGUGUGUUCAGGGUAAACAACAUACUGUGUGCAGAGAUAGAGGAAUUCGACCUAAUCUUGGAGCUGUCUUGUUUCCAGCUGAAGCUGUGAAAAGUCCUGGGGAGUGGGGGGUCGACACCGACACCAGCGGUGCCUGCACCAAUGCAGGAGUCCCUGAGAGCCCCCCCCACAGUGCUCCGAUGAAAUUGGCCAACUCUUUCAUGCCAUUUUCUUUUCCACCUGCUUCUAUUUUAUGCAAAAUAGUUUCCUCCGAAAUUUCUGACCACCUUCAUUUUGCCUAGAAAAAAUUGUGCAUAUCCGCCCAGUUGAAUUUUAAAGAAUAUGUUCUUUGCUCAUCGAUCGCAUCAACUACCUCCACUGCACUGGGAAGCUGAGACUGAGGAAUUGUCAGGCGGGACCCGGGAGCCUUGGGCCAGCCAGAGCCGCGGGAGGGACCUGGGCCGCGAGACGAGGCAGGUGGUUCAGAUCGGGUCACCGUUAGGAAAACAGAGUUGCCUCGUCCUUCCAGGACGGCAUGACCCUGGUGUCAGGGUGUUCCUUGAAAGACUCUUCUUGUGGCAGAUCAGCCGUCUCCCCUGAGCCGCAGUUUUCCCUUCUGUAAAUACCGCCCUGGCUCACGUUCAUGGCUAUUUUCAGCUCUGCAAGGCUCUGAGGUUCCUGAGGCCUUCAUUUCCUACUCACACAGGAUGGGAAGGGUCCACAGUUGACUGUGUGUGUGGAUUUGGCUUUAAAAUCACUUAGAGAGUUCUUCUUAUUUAUUUUUUCACUCCUGGAUCUUUUUUUUUUUUUUUUUUUUAAGCAGAAACAGUUGAAAUCUAUAUUAAGAUGUAUUGUUAAGCUUGCUUGUUCUAUACAAAUAGAAGAUUGCCUUAGAUUCUGUUUUUAACCAGGGUCCAACUUAGCCUUUAUAAAUAAAGUCUUGAUUUAACUUCAAGUGUAAUCGCCAUGCGCAAGGAAGGCCUGCUUCGCGAUUGCUGGAGGCGCGUGCAGUUGGCAGGAGCGAAGAGAUGGCCUGGGUUGAGGUCUGUACUGGAAGGCCGUCCCCGGCCUUCGCUCUUCCUGUGGCUUGGUGUCGUGGGGCUGUGGUCUGUGGCCCCCUCCCCAGGCGCUGUGCCCUGGGGAGCCACAUUGCUAUUCUGAAGACAGCUUCCCCUCGCUGCCAUCCGCAGAAAUACAUCCGGGCUCCAAAGCACCUCGGCCCUUGAGGAACCCUUUCCCUCGGAAGCCACACUCCUUGUACCCCCCUUUCCACGGGGAGCAGGUUAUUCUUACCCUGUACAAGUGAGGGCCUGGCCAGGACCCCUCAAAAGGCCCAUCAUGGGGUACGAGGGGCGGCAAGGGUGAGUUUUUAAAGGACACUGACUUGAGCAGGUGAUGGUGCGGAGGUGGCCCCUCAGGCUGGCCUGCUGCCCCUCUCCUGGGUCCUCAGGAGGCCUGCCGUGGGCAGCCCCGGUCCCUUUUCCAUGUGCACAAGGCCCCGAGGUGCGGCUCCCCUCCACUGCCACCCGGGUCCCAGUGCUCUCCUGUGCAUUUCUGGGUGCUCCUUGCCUUUUGUUCUGGUUUCGUAGUACCCUUUCUCCUUGGACCUGAGGCAGCGUCCACACAGUCACCCACACUGAUUUCUGAGUCAUCGUGGGACGAGGGGCUAGCGAGCUCGGUUCCCUCCUCUAGGGUGGAAAUUCAGACCUCCCGGAGUUAGCAGAGGAGACUGCAGCCCAAGGAGUGCAUUUCAAGGAAACUUGCUGAGGGAGAGGAGAAACGGAGUUCGUGGGCACUGCCCGGAAAGCAGCCUCCUCUCCCAGGCUUGCCCCCGCAUGGCCAGGGAUGCUGAGACGAGGAGAGGUGCGGCAGUGUGCCCAGGGCCCGGAGCUGGGGCGGGGAGGGGGUUGAGGAGCUCCUGGUGCAGUCACCAACAGGUGGCCGUGUGGGGAAGGCCGUCCCCUGGGGCUCACCUUGCCUCUCACCGUGGAGGGCCCAUCCUGCCUCGGCCUGGUCCCAGCUUGCUAGCAUGGCCACCUGGCCCGCAGCUGUGCACACGUGUGCCUCUGCAUAUUCACACACGUGACGGGUGUGUGCAGACACGCAUGUGCAUGUGUGUGGACUGCUCUGAGGUGUCGGUGGGGCCUCCUUCAUCUCGGUGGCGUAGCAGCCCCUCAACCCUCACCGCCCUGACCUCCGAGAAGGACAGCGAACUGCCCCUCCUUUAGUUCCUGUGGUGCCGACGGUACCCGUGGGAGCAAAGCCCACCGGGCCUCUCGUCAGACGCCCGCCAGCUGCAUGGGAACAGGACGGCAAGGAAAGCGAAGCCCAGGGGCGGGAGAGGCAGAAUGUAUGAACGGAAGCUUAGAUACUUUUCAGAAGUAAAGACGCUAAUAAAAUAUUUUGUAUCAAA